Molecule: messenger RNA, 2993 nt
Organism: Acipenser ruthenus (sterlet)
Lineage: Eukaryota; Metazoa; Chordata; Actinopteri; Acipenseriformes; Acipenseridae
Product: protein phosphatase Slingshot homolog 3-like
Exons: 14
Coding region: 30-2993 (987 amino acids)
Biological process (GO): protein dephosphorylation; actin cytoskeleton organization; negative regulation of actin filament polymerization
Cellular component (GO): cytoplasm
Molecular function (GO): protein tyrosine/serine/threonine phosphatase activity; actin binding
Source: RefSeq, a predicted model, not a curated record
UGUCCAGGGAUGGUUAAUAGGUUAAAGGGAUGGUCUCGGUUUGUUAUUUAUUUUUUUUAUCCAGGGAGAGUUUUGCGCUGGUUAAAGGGGCGGUUCUUUAUCUCCCGGAAGGCGAAGAGGCACAGGAAGUAGACAAUGAGGAAGCCCCGCCCCCUACGCUGCCCCGCCCCCAAACGAAAAGCUCCAGAGCUCAACACUGCCACCUGCAGCACAUGGUCGCGCUACUGCGGCCUGAAGACAGACUCAAACUGGCUGUGCGUCUGGAGUCCCUGAGAGAGAAUCACACUCGUUAUCUCUUAAUUGUAUCGAGAGCUUCAAACGAAGAGGAAAAUAUUCUACUAGGAGUUGACUUUUCAGAAGGUGAAAGUGUGUCCUGUACAAUCGGACUGGUGCUCCCAGUUUGGAGCGACACACAGGUCUAUCUUGAUGGGGAUGGGGGUUUCAGUGUCAGUUCUGCAGGACAGACGCACAUCUUCAAACCCAGCUCAGUGCAGACCAUGUGGUCUCUUCUCCAGUCUCUGCAUCACUGCUGUCAGGUGGCCCGUGUUGGUUCUGUUCUCGACUGGUCCUGGUUCUAUCGGAGUCAGCUGUGUUCGGAUCAGAGCUGCCUGAACGAGUGGAAUGUCAUGUCGGACCUGGAGUCAAUGAGACCCGAUACAGCCCGGCUGCAGGGGAGCAGUCGUUCUGAGAGGGAGGAGGCUGAGCGUUUGAUCAAAACGAAGCUGAAGGAAAUCAUGUGGAGCCAAGACUUGGAGAACGUGACCUCAAAACAGAUUCGUUCAGAGUUGGAAGCACAGACAGGAUACAACACGACAGAGUUUAAAGAAUUCAUUGAUAAACAGACGAUGGUGAUUUUGGCUCAAAUGGACAAACCUUCCAAAAUAUUUGACUACCUCUACUUGGGCUCGGAAUGGAACGCAGCGAACUUUGAAGAACUGCAGAGAAACGGCGUUGGCUUCAUUCUGAACGUGACGCGUGAGAUUGAUAAUUUCUUCCCGGAGUCCAUGCAGUAUUUCAACAUCCGCGUUUACGACGAGGAGGCAACAGAGCUGCUGCCUUACUGGAACAAAACCUACCAGUUCAUCAGCAGAGCCAGACAGUCUGGUAGUUGUGUUCUGGUUCAUUGUAAGAUGGGGGUGAGUCGCUCUGCCUCCACGGUGGUUGCCUUUGCUAUGAAGGAGUGUGGCUGGAGUCUGGAUGAGGCUCUGAGGUACGUGAAGGAGAGGAGGGGCAUCGCGAACCCCAACCCCAGCUUCAUGAGGCAGCUGAGUAUCUACGAGGGCAUCCUGGACGCCAGUAAGCAGCGACACAACGCUCUGUGGAGGAGGAAGUCCAGGGAGUUUCGGGGGCUGCCCUCGCAGGGGGACAGCGAGGAGAGCGAGGAGGAGGAGGAGGAGGAGGAGGAGGAGGAGGAAGGGCAGGGAGGGGCGCACGCAGCACCACCCCAAAUCUGUGUGCAGGGGUCCGAGCUGGAGGGCAGGGCGGGGAACCAGGGUCCUGCUGGUUCUGUGUCGCACCCUCCCGGUGCUCCCAGCGCUCCCAGCUCCCAGGAGUCUGGUCUAACUGGUCUGCAGGUCCCAGCAGGCAGAGCCAGAGAGACCAAGAGAAUGAACCUGUCAGCCCUGAUGAGAUCAAUCAGCGAGAUGGAGGGAGAGGAGGAGAGAGGGAAUGAGGGAGAGGAGGAGAGAGGGAACGAGGGAGAGGAGGAGAGAGGGAGCGAGCGAGAGGAGGAGAGAGAUGAGAAGUUACUCAUGGCUCCAGAAGCCAUGAAAACGAACUGUGGGAACCAGAGCGUCCGGCCGGCCAAUCGGAGGCAGGGGCAGAGGUCACCAGGGGUGAAGAGGCGGGGUUUGUGCAGCAGCGAGGGCAGGGAGAAGAAGAAGGGGCUGAUUCAACAGAGACACAUCGAUCACUCCCCCGACAUGAACCCCCGGGGGGGCAGUCCCAGGCAGAGCCCCACCCCAUCUCGUAAACACUUCACCCCGAGCCCCAAAAGCAGCCGUCGACAGCAGCCGGGGGGGGCCCCGGAGCAGCGCUGCAGGCCUGGGGGGCCGGGGGGGCCCGGGAGGGGCAGGACCCAGCAGAAGAAGAAGAGCAAAGCCAGCGGCCGGGCAGGGGGGGGCAGCGCUGAGGCAAGAAUGAGCCGCAAGCUCUCCUUCCAGCCAGAGUCUGGGAGGGUGAAGAAACAGGCUGGGGUGAUAGAGACGCUGGGGGGAGGAGGAGGAGGAGAGGGGGGAGAGGGGGGAGAGGGGGGAGGAGAGGGGGGGGCCAUGAUCGCCAGGAUGAGGCGUCUGCAGUCUGUCCACCAGCUGAAACAGGCUGGGCUGGUGUCGAAGGUGAGGCUACAGAUAGGGGGAGGAGGAGGAGAGAGGAAGGGGGAGAGAGGGGGAGGAGAGAGGGGGCUGGAUAUUGAAAGGGAUGAGGGAGGGGAGAGAGGAGAGAGGGUGCUGGAUAUUGAAGGGGAUGAGGGAGUGAAGGGAGGAGAGAGGGGGCUGGAUAUUGAAGGGGAUGAGGGAGAGAGGGUGCUGGAUAUUGAAGGGGAUGAGGGAGAGAGGGGAGGAGAGAGGGGGCUGGAUAUCGAAGGGGAUGAGGGAGAGAGGGGAGGAGAGAGGGGGCUGGAUAUUGAAGGGGAUGAGGGAGAGAGGGGGCUGGAUAUUGAAGGGGAUGAGGGAGAGAGGGGGCUGGAUAUUGAAGGGGAUGAGGGAGAGAGGGGGCUGGAUAUUGAAGGGGAUGAGGGAGAGAGGGGAGGAGAGAGGGGGCUGGAUAUUGAAGGGGAUGAGGGAGAGAGGGGGCUGGAUAUUGAAGGGGAUGAGGGAGAGAAGGGAGGAGAGAGGGGGCUGGAUAUUGAAGGGGAUGAGGGAGUGAAGGGAGGAGAGAGGGGGCUGGAUAUUGAAGGGGAUGAGGGAGUGAAGGGAGGAGAGAGGGGGCUGGAUAUUGAAGGGGAUGAGGGAGAGAGGGGGCUGGAUAUUCAAGGGGAUGAGGGAGAGAAGUGA